AUGUUGACUACUACACCAGUGUUGGCGUUACCCGAGCCAGGGAAGCCUUACAUGGUGUAUACAGAUGCUUCAGGCAUUGGUCUUGGUUGUGUGCUGAUGCAGGAGGGCAGAGUGAUAGCAUAUGCUUCGAGACAGUGGCAGGGCAGUGAGCGUAACCGUCCUACACAUGACUUAGAGUUGGGAGCAGUGAUCUUCGCGUUGAAGAUUUGGAGGUCUUACUUGCUAGGUGAGACAGUACAGGUCUUCACGGAUCACAAGAGUUUGCAGCAUAUCUUCACUCAGCCGAUGAUGAACGCGAGACAGACGCGCUGGGUUGAGUUCUUGGCGGAUUAUCAGGUGAGCAUUAACUACCAUCCGGGCAAGGCUAACCUAGUGGCGGACGCGUUGAAGCCUUUGGGUUUAGAGGCAGUGGAUCAGGCGGAUCUACUUAGCAGGAUCAGAGUUGCUCAGCAGAGUGAUCAGAGUUUGCUAGAUGCGACGAGAGUGACUGGUUCUGAGUAUGAGGUCUCUGCGAAUGGGACUAUCUUGGUUCGUGGGCGAGUUUGUGUGCCUAAGGAUGUGGAGUUGAGACAUCAGAUUUUGGGAGAGGCUCACGCGAGCAAGUUUUCCAUUCAUCCGGGAGCGACCAAGAUGUACCAUGACCUCAAGAGGUACUAUCAUUGGGUCGGGAUGAAGAGGGAUGUAGCAGACUGGGUUGCGAAGUGCAACACUUGUGCCUUGGUGAAGGCAGAGCAUCAGGUUCCGGGUGGUCUUUUGCAGAGUUUACCCAUUCCAGAGUGGAAGUGGGACAGGAUUACGAUGGAUUUCGUGGUUGGACUACCUGUUUCGAGGACUUUCGAUGCUAUCUGGGUGAUUGUGGAUCGGUUGACUAAGUCCGCACAUUUCUUGGCCAUCAAGAAGACAGAUGGAGCUGCUGUCUUGGCUAGGAAGUUUGUGCGAGAGAUUGUGAGGCUGCAUGGAGUGCCAGCUAGUAUUGUGUCAGACCGUGAUCCCAGAUUCACUUCAGAGUUUUGGAGGGCGUUUCAGGCAGAGAUGGGCACUAAGGUGCAUCUGAGUACAGCUUAUCAUCCGCAGACAGAUGGUCAGUCAGAGAGGACUAUUCAGACUUUGGAGGAUUUGCUGAGGAUGUGUGUGUUGGAUUGGGGUGGCCAUUGGGCAGAUCACCUGAGCUUAGUUGAGUUUGCAUACAACAACAGCUUUCAGGCGAGUAUUGGCAUGGCUCCAUUUGAGGCUUUGUAUGGGAGGCCAUGUAGGACACCCCUAUGCUGGACCCAAGUGGGGGAGCGCAGCAUGUAUGGAGCUACUUAUGUUCAGGAGACGACAGAGAAGGUUCGUGUUGUGAGGCUGAACAUGAAGGAGGCUCAGGAUAGGCAGAAGAGUUAUGCAGAUAGACGCAGACGAGAGCUUGAGUUUCAGGUGGAGAUAGAGUUUAUCUCAAGAUGGCUAUGUUGA
Molecule: messenger RNA, 1452 nt
Organism: Microthlaspi erraticum
Lineage: Eukaryota; Viridiplantae; Streptophyta; Magnoliopsida; Brassicales; Brassicaceae
Source: the annotation of a GenBank genome assembly